CAGUAAAACUCACGAAGGAGAAAAGUGUUAUAAAUGUGAUUUAUGUCCGUAUGCUUCUAUAUCUGCGCGGCAUCUUGAAAGCCACAUGUUAAUUCACACCGAUCAGAAACCAUAUCAAUGUGAUCAUUGCUUUCAAUCAUUCAGACAAAAACAACUCCUCAAACGGCAUUGUAAUCUGUACCAUAAUCCUUCUUAUGUUCCUCCACCUCCACAAGAGAAGACACAUCAAUGCCCUGAGUGCGAACGACCGUUCAGACAUAAAGGAAAUCUUAUUCGACAUAUGGCCGUUCACGAUCCGGAAUCAUCUCUUCAAGAAAAACAGCAGGCAUUGAAGAUGGGGAGACAAAAAAAGAUUCAGAUCAUAGAUGGACAAAGGGUCGAGGUCAUGACAGGUGAUUUAGCUUCUAAACUUAAAGGUUACGAAGAAGAAGAAGAAGAUGAGGACGAUAUGAUGGCUGUUGAAGGAAGCGACGGCCAACAAUACGUCGUGUUAGAAGUUAUACAACUUGCUGACAAUCAAGGAAACGAUCAGCAAAUGGCUGUCGUAGCAAACGAAGACGGAGACUUGAUGGUGCAAGAUCCUUUGAGUCAAGGAAGCGAUCUUGUCGCUGGUACAGAGGAGGAAGAGGUAGACAUGGAUGAGAUUAAAUUGGAAAAUCCCAAAUCUCAAAAUACGCAGAGUGACCCGAAAUUGCAGAAAGAGAUGGAAACGUGCUUCGGUUUCGACGAAGAGGAAGAGGAGGAGGAGGAAGCCAAUGGCAAUAUGAAUAUAUUACAGACGAUUUCGUAAUGAGAAGCAAGAGGACACCCGGAAAUCCAUCUACGUAAUAGUCAAAUAUUUUAUCUCUCUCGCAGUAGCAGCACGCGUGCUGCUGCGCGAGUGCAGUUUAACAAUUAUUUAAACACUGUGCAUAACUCCAAUGGAGCCAACUUUCUCGGGGCUUAGCGCGGCACCCGUAAAUGGUACAAGAACAUUUUUUGCCACUAGUGCAUUAGAUGUAAGUAAUAAUUUAUGAAGGAACAGUAGUUUUGUGGUUUUGUGAAAUAUGCGAAUGUACAAUUAUAAUAAUGUAAAAUAUUAUUAUUUUACUUUAUUAUCGGUAAACAAAAAAAAAUAACAAUUGCCCUUUAAAGAUCGUAAGCUAGCAAGACCUGUUACUAAUAAAAACAUAUAUUAGCGACGUAGUUUGAUAUAAUAUUUUUAAACAAGUUAUUUAAACACUUCAAUAUGAAGGAACAGCGCGUAACACGAUGUUCGAAACUUUACGGGUUCGUACUUCGGUCAUUAUUGGGUUACGGUUAAUGAAGUUUAAAUUGCUAUACGAUGAAGUGAAGCUGCAAUGUAUAUAAACGCUUAUACACUUACACCUCGUUUUAUAGACGGAGGAAACACAAAUAUUGUUGAUCGAGUUUACUUAACGCGACCGAUAUCUAGAUACACAUUAUGGGAGAAUGUAUAUCAAGAUUUCGUGACGCAAGAUGUAAACAGAAAAGAGAGAGCAGCGCUAGAAUUUUUUCGUUGACCUGGAAGAUGUUACGUUGGUGAUUGUAUAGAAGUAUUUCAUAAUAAAAUAUCGCUCCUUCUAAAUAACUAUCUAUACAUACUAUACGAUAACGAUUAUGAGAUACUAUCGAAACAGACUUUGAUGGAUGCAUACAAGUACGGAAGUACGGAACAGUAACUUGAUGUUAAGUGUAAUGUUACGAUAAUCAGUAUAUUUAUAAGUAGUUUUUUAUCUUACCUUUUUUUAACUACCUUCCAUUAUUCAAGAACGUUUUUCGAAACAUCUCCAAGUUAAUUAAGAUUAUUAAUGAUAGAAAACGAGAAUGCGCUAAAUGAAAUAUUGUAUAUUGAUAUGUAUUGGUGAACAGGGAAUGAAAUUUUCGAAUUUACUGCGUUCUCUCGUUUUGCGAUAGUUCUUUUCAGUAAGCCGUGCGCAAUUUUGUAAUCGCGCGGCUCUUUAAAUUUCUUGUGUUUUAAUCAACUUUUUAUUUAAGUAAAUGGUUAUUCUGGUAAAAAGCGAAUCUUACAAAUCUAUUCUUUUUUUUUCACAUAUAUUCACGUAAGGUCGUAAUUCUAUGUAAUGUAAUUUGUCAGACUAAGAAAAGAACGUUGUAAAAAACUUGUAAAAUUUUUUACACAUGAAUUGUACAAUUGUAAUUCAAUGAUCUAUAAUUAACGCGUGCUCUAUUCAAAAAUCAUAGCACACACACAUUUCGUACAUCUUAUCCCAAAGAAACACGGUGUAGCAUUUCCUCUAUAAUAAACGUUAUGUCGUCGACAA
This is a messenger RNA of Ceratina calcarata, 2285 nucleotides long. RefSeq names its product transcription factor E4F1-like. Gene Ontology annotation, biological process: regulation of transcription by RNA polymerase II. Gene Ontology annotation, molecular function: RNA polymerase II cis-regulatory region sequence-specific DNA binding; DNA-binding transcription activator activity, RNA polymerase II-specific. The coding region runs from base 86 to 790 and encodes 234 amino acids. The record is from RefSeq and is a predicted model, not a curated record. The transcript is spliced from 6 exons. Gene Ontology annotation, cellular component: nucleus. Lineage: Eukaryota; Metazoa; Arthropoda; Insecta; Hymenoptera; Apidae.